This is a messenger RNA of Myzus persicae (green peach aphid), 1246 nucleotides long. Its product is annotated as GILT-like protein 1. Gene Ontology annotation, molecular function: oxidoreductase activity, acting on a sulfur group of donors, disulfide as acceptor. The coding region runs from base 370 to 1014 and encodes 214 amino acids. The transcript is spliced from 5 exons. The record is from RefSeq and is a predicted model, not a curated record. Lineage: Eukaryota; Metazoa; Arthropoda; Insecta; Hemiptera; Aphididae.
AUACAUACAUAAUAUUACUAUGCGUACCUACGUUAUAUAUAAUAUUAUUAUCGUUUCGUGGGGGUCACGUCGUGUAAAGUGUGCGUACACGGCCAUUACGCAAGAGAAUCGCAUCAUACACAGGUGUCUGUAAUAUUAUGUCUAUACUUUACGUGUAGCUUAGGUAGGUACUAGGUAGGUAUACCUAUAUUAUGUCGUGUGCACGAUAAUCGUAUUCGGUAAGAAACUGGUUUCAAUUUACUACGCCAUCGCUGUGCAGGAGUGCACGAGGAGCGAAAAUCGUAUCAGAUCACUGCGCAGUCCAGUCCGUCCGUCUGCAAGUACCCGAGCUGCUGCUAAAAAAACACAAAGGACGAUAAAAAAAUAAUCAUGAAGUGUUUAAUAUUUGUGGUAGCUGUGGCGGCUUUGGCUACGGUUUCGGCCGACAGGAUCAAACGCGCCCCGUUGAAAGUUUCGGUUUACUAUGAAUCUCAUUGUCCGGACAGCAGAGAUUUCAUCAUGGCACAACUCCAUCCACACUUCUGUAAAGUACAGCAAUACUUGAACUUAAACUUGGUGCCUUUCGGUAAAGCAUAUAGUUCGGAUCAUGGUUUCACUUGCCAGCACGGACCUAAAGAAUGCCGUGGUAACACAAUACAUAACUGUGUGCUGAAACGCAUAGAAGAUUCUAAAGCUCAAGUAGACUAUGUGAAUUGUGCCAUGUACGAUCCGGACCAACCAGGACACAUUGAGAAAACGUGUGUCGAAGGAAGCGGUUUGAACGUUGACCAAGUGAAAAAAUGUUUUACUUCGUCAGAAGGCUACGAAAUGAUGCUCAAGGCUGAAAAGGAAACCAAAGCCAUGACACCAGGACCACUGUUUGUGCCUACAAUUGUGUUUGACGAUGAAUACAAUGAUGAUGAUCAAAAUCAAGCGUUCGUGAACUUCGAGUCGACGCUUUGCGAGAAACUAGUCAGCCAUGGACAUACAGACGUAUGCUCUAACGGUGUAAUCAUAAACACUCAAACAUGUUGAACGGUUUAUGUACCAUACUUGAUAAUAAUGAUUUUAUCGUUAAUACUUUUGCUAUUAUUAAUUAUAUUAUCAUUAUCAUUAUAUAGAUUAAGAUGAACUUUGUAUAUAAAUAAUAUAUUAUGUAUGGAUUUUGAAAUUAAUUGUUAACCUAAAAUAUUAAUUUAUCAUCACAUAUACAAAUACGAACAUCCAUAGACACGCAGUUUUUUUUGAUUAUAUCAAUACGACAAUA